GUUGUACCUCUAAAUCUCAGAGUUCAACAUAUUUCUAUAUUCUGCACUUACCAUUUUUAUUGGCGUCCUCAUGAUACGAAAGUCCAAUGACUGCGUUAGCGGAUUGCUUGGAAGCGGAGCACACGCGACUGCAACAUCUACGUGGAGUGCACAGCUCUUGAUCUCAUUUCGGUUACUCAAGCACUGGAUAGUAGUAUACGCAGUAUAUAUACCACGAAUUGUUAUUGUCAUGCAUCUACCAACUUUGGCCGCCCUCACUUCGUCUCUCAUUCACACCCAUUCUCUCCCAAUACGACUAUGAUAGUCUUAGAUGAUCCCGCUUUGUGGCCUUUCGUCAAAGCGUGUCGUAUCGCCAGUUAUUUUAUAGUUGCCGCCUUUGUUGC
Molecule: messenger RNA, 383 nt
Organism: Suillus fuscotomentosus
Lineage: Eukaryota; Fungi; Basidiomycota; Agaricomycetes; Boletales; Suillaceae
Exons: 3
Coding region: 71-301 (76 amino acids)
Source: RefSeq, a predicted model, not a curated record